UCACUGCGAGGGCUGGAGAGAGCCGCCUGCGCACAGGAUCUUGUCGGCUGCUGCCUGCUACUUAGUGUCGAUGAGGCUUGGGACGGACACAACCUGACGCUAAAACACUGUCGGGACUUUUUUUUUUGUAUGUGUGUAAAUGAUCGGCGUCGUGUGCGCAUAAUGUCGCCGCUGAGGACGCGCAGCUGAACACCGUGGAUCCAGCUGGUAGUUAGAGAGGAGGAGAACGCACCUUGCAUCCAGCCAUGGGAGGUCAGAUCACCAGAAAUACCUUGUACGAUUCUCUGAACGGGCCAUUUCCAGCAACAUCCCACCGAUGCCACCACAAGCCCAAGCGCUGCCUGCCCAUUCAGCCAUGUGGAAGUUUGUCAUCCUUCCCCCUGCUAUUCCACCCCAGCACCAAGGGUUCGCAGAUCGUCAUGGACAUGUCCCAGAGGACCGUCAAGAGACAAGCCAGCUUCUGCAAUGCCAUAACCUUCAGCAACAGGCCUAUCGCUGUGUAUGAGCAAGUUCGACUGAAGCUCUCCUGUUUUGAUUCUCUGCUCUUGUGUGGGCCAGAGCAGCAGCAGCUUAGAACGAGUUUCCACUUCACCUAUCAGGCCAUCUGUGUCUCAAAAGCGAGAGAGCAGGGCAAGCACUGCCAUGUGAGGAAUACUGUUAUCUUGCGCAGCAAAUGCAAGAUCACUAAGAAGCAGUGCUGCUGGAGCGGUGCUCUGCGUCUUGGUUUUACAUCUAAAGACCCGUCAAGGAUCAAUCCAGACACCUUGCCCAAGUAUGCGUGCCCCGACCUGGUCUCCCAGAGCGGCUUCUGGGCUAAAGCUCUGCCAGAGGAGCUCUCCAACGAGGGAAACGUCAUCUCUUUCUGGGUGGACAAGAAGGGCCGGGUGUUCUACCGAAUCAACGACUCCAGCCCCAUGCUGUUCUUCAGUGGGGUACAUGUCUCUGAACCUCUGUGGGCUCUCAUAGACGUCUAUGGCCUAACCAGGGGGGUCCAGCUGCUUGACAGUGAGAUGGUUCCCCUGGACUGCCUGCGUCCUCGUUCUUUCGCUGCCGCCCACCGGGCCUGCAUUCAGCGUAACGGCGAUGACCCUCGCCUUUCCAUCAGCCUGUGUGACCUGAGCCUGCAGCAGCAAGAGAUGCAUCUGGAGGAGGAGGAAGAGGAGGAAGAGGAGCAGCUACAGCCUUUGAGCUCUGCCUCCUGCCAUGUGCCCCAAAACUCUCAGAACUCACAGCAAUGCUCGCUACUGCCAAGCCAUUUGGACACUGAUCUGCACUUUCACUCGGUGCACGGCAUCCAUGUUACCGUGCUGGAUAAGCACACGGUGGCGCGGCUGGAUCACCGCGGCGACGAGAGAACCCUGGUGUUCACCAGCCGGCCGAUGCGCUGCUCAGAGACUGUAUUUGUGAAGGUGAAGGCAGGCGCCACGCGACCCGGGUCCCUUUCCUACGGCGUGACAUCCUGCGACCCGGCCACCCUGAGGCCCAGCGAUCUCCCGUCCAACCCAGAGUCCCUGGUUGACCGCAAAGAAUUCUGGGCCGUGUGUCGGGUGGCAGUGCCACUCCACAGCGGAGAUAUACUCGGCUUCGUGGUGAACGCAGAAGGAGAGGUUAUGAUGAGCCAUAAUGGAGUCAGUGCAGGGAUGCAGCUGUGUGUUGAUAACUCCAGGCCUCUCUGGAUGUUCUACGGUCUGCACGGCACCAUCACACAACUCAGGAUUUUAGGCUCAUCUCUGCACCCAGACCUUCGAGGCCCAUCGGUGCCCAGCUCCCCAUCGUGUACGCCCAACACCCCCACAAUGCUUUGCAGCGGCAACUCCGAGUCCAACCUCAACACGUCACUGAACAUCAACCUCAAUUCAAGCCUCAAUUCCAACUACCACACGCUAUUUUCGUCAUCCACAGGUACAACCCCGAGUUCUCCAUUCUCCAGCCAUCCAGAAUCCCCUACCUUUCCACCCUGCUCCGGCUCGUGGGGAGACGAAUGCACCAUUUGCUACGAGAACGUGGUGGACACAGUCCUCUACGCCUGUGGCCACAUGUGUCUCUGCUACGCCUGCGGCCUCAAACUCAAGAAGAUGGCCAACGCGUGCUGCCCCAUCUGCAGAAGGACAAUCAAAGAUAUUAUCAAGACCUACAGGAGCACGUAGGCUUCUGCUAGACAUUAUGAAAGCCAUGUAAAAGACUUUGUAAAGACACAGCACAAGUUGGAAAAAAAAGAAAAAAAAGCCCUGCUUGUUUGUGUGUGUAAUCUGGCUCAGGUACUCUACAGCAGGAUUUUAAACUCCAUCAUCAAAACAUUUUAAUUAUGUUGGAAAGCUCAGCGUGGUUCCAAUGAGAUUCAUGAGAGACCAUCAAAAAUACAGUAUGAUCAAGGAUGUGCUACCGCACAACAACACACCUUGACCCACUUCAGUUGGAGAGAAAAAGUAAUCUUAAGAGGCAUCUGUCCUACUUCCUCCAGAGCGAACCUUCAUUCUGCUGGUGAUAGCGUCGCUGCUAGCUAGUUUUGGAGGUAAAAUUGCCCGGGGGGGAGGAGGGGGGGGGGACAAGGACAAUAAAUCAGCGGUUUCACCAGCUGCUCCUCCAAUGCUUGUCAGGGAGCAUUGGCUCAAAGUGUUGUCUAACAAGGAGAAACAAUUCUCUUCUAAAUCUGUGAGAAAAUCAAGACUAGAUAGUUUCAUUUGGGCUUUACAGAAGGUUUCCACAUGCUGGUGAGAGGAAUGAGUAAAACGACAAAAACAAAAAAGAGCUCCUCUAGCAAUAAUACGCAGUAACAUUACUAAACGUAAAGGGUAAAGAAAUCCUUAAAGGAACUCUUGUGUAAUCAGUCAAGUGCUUCGCUGCAUAUCUCACCACCUGCUGUGCUUCUGUGAACUUCAGGCAGACUGUGCAAAGUGUUGUCACCAUAGAAGGUCACGCUCGCCGUGAUGGAAGAUGUAAAUCAGUGAGGAGCGAGGAAGGAGGAGAGAGGAUGUUGUAUGUUUGGGAUAGGGACAGGAGAGGAAGGGGUGCCUUAGCUGUGAGGAAAGUGUUUGCUCAGAUGGAUCAGACGUUCGUAUGAAAGCCUGUAAACGUUUGGGACUUGCCUGUCCCGCUUUCUUGGUAAGCCGUCCCCGCCAUCUCUGGCUGCACAGUGAGCCCACUGGAUGCUGUAAUUGCACAAAAGUCAUCCAAAUAAACACUGGUGGGCAGUGAAGUAUUUUUAAAACGCUGAAAGAGCACACGGAGAUGACGAAUCAGCCUCUUCAUCUCUGCAAGAAACCCAUGAAAUCACUUAAAAAAAAGAAAAAAGGUGGCUCUGCUUACUUCAGGUUACACACUUGUCUUUUGUAUGUAUAUCAAAUUAAAACAUAAAUAUUUGCUUUCAGUGAUGACGUAUUCAUGUGCAUCGUGCCCUCAUGUGGAGAAAGGUUCACGUGUGUGCAGUCAGUGACAAGGAAGUAGCUUGUAAUUGUUCGACAUUGUGAGAAUGUCAUUUGCAUAUCAGUUUCUGAGUGCUGCUCUCCGUUAGUAAAAGUAAACUCCAAGGCCAUUUUCAUUUGACUAAUCCCACGCAGUAUGUACCGGUCUGAAUUUUUUAGGAAAUACAUGAUACUUCAGGUGUUACCUUGGCCUUGCUGAAACAUUACUUAGUCAUUUUUCUUUAAAGUAGUAAGUGCUGGUUUGUUUUCAAGGUGUUGAAGCUUGUCAUCUCGUCACUGUGGAGGAAAAUAAUUGCAGUCAUGUUGUAUAACUGUAAAUCUGAAUGACGGUUAAGUUUUCUAGUGUGCCUUUUAAAGUCUGGACAAAUGUACUGGUGUGUUUGGCUCCUCACUGUGAAAACGAGGAGGGAUACUGAGGUUAAUAUUCAUCUUAAAGCCACUUUUUCUUAGCUAUUGUGUCUCUCACGUGAACAGGUGUAACAAGACAACCUGGUUUAGAAGCAAACACUUCAGUGUGCUUAAUAUCAGUGUGCAUAUUUAGAUCAGAUGUUUAAAUAUCGCCUUGUCGCCUCUGUCACUGCAUUGCAUAAUACUGGAAUUUUGUUGAGAGAUGCUCAGCUUUUACAUUUCUACCUGGUAUUUGUUUUGUUUUUCUUCCUGACCAAAUAUGACCUAGAAGAAAGAAAAAUUAAAGAAAAAAAAAACAUUGUGGAACAUUUUUAUUAGAACUAAAUGGUAUUGAGGAGUGUAAUAUUAACUGUACAUUAGGAGGUUUAUUUAUUUUUAUCAAUGCUACUAUUAAGAAUUGUCACUGUGUGUUUCAUAUGUGUGGCUAUAGUGUCCAAAAUGUAAGAAAUUGUUUAUUUUAUGGUUGUAUAAUCAAAGACAAUAGAAAACUUUAUUUCCCUAAAGGCUCUAUGGUGGUGUCAGCUGAUUUGAAAGAAUAGUAGUUUGACAUUUUUUUGGAAAGUGCUUGUUCACUUCGUGGUGGGGCCCUAGAUGAGAGGAUCAAUACCACUCUCCAGUGGCUGCAUGAAGCAAAGUACAUUAACUCAAGCGCUGCAAUCUUGGCACAUGUGUCUUUCAUUUGAUUAAUUCAGAAGGAAAUAAUCCCACAGGAGAUUAAGACCUUGCACACGUCCAACAUACUUUUCUAAAAUACUAAAGUAUCCAAUGGAAGAAAUGGAUAAAAAUGAAUUCAUCCUUGGCCCCUGCCUUUAAAUGCUGCCUCCAAACAGUACAAAUGCACCAGAACACAACACUAAUAAAAUGCAUUCUGACAUGUUAAUACUUGUGGUUUCAGGGUGUUUGAUCUCAAUGAUAUUGGUGCAUAACUUUAAGAUAUGGGUGCUAUAACUGAUAUUUUUAUCAAAUGUAUAUAUUGCCAUUGCAGCUCCAUUGGCUUAACAGCAUCGUCAGCUAAAAAUAAUCCAGACAUGUCCCUCGAUAGCUGGCUUAGUGAAUAUCGGACUUAGCUUCAACGGGUCUGGGCAGGAACACGUCUUUAAUUGAGUGACAAAGUUGCUCCAUAACUUCUCGGUGGACAAAUAGCAACUAUUAGCUUAUAAUUUUGCCUCGCCACUUGAAAAGGUGAUGGCGUGCCAUUGUUUUCUUCACAUCUUGUAACCAGCAACUUAAGCUACAGCUAGCAGCUGGCUAACUUAGUUCAGUAUAAAGACUAGAAACCAUAGCAACCGGCGCAAACUGCUAGCCUGCUCUGACAAAAGACUACACUAACAAACACUAAAAAACAAUGACCUCAUUUGGCACAUAACCUUUUGUAAAAUCUGCAGUUUAAUAUGUAAAUUUUCAAUAUGUGACAGGGUUCAUUGCUGGGCUUCAGUGCAGCUUGGCUAACUAGCUAGCCACUUCCGCACAAAUGUGUGAAUAGGUUCCAUACUUUUAUUUCCCAAAUUGCCAAAUGCUUGCUUUUAUGCCAUUUAUUAAAAUGUGGCAUUAAUUUGGCAAACAAUGUCAAGUUAGCUUUGUUUACCUUUAGGUAAAACUAUGUUUAACCCUACAUGAACAUAUUUAAUUGUGUUGUAUUGAGUAGUUCCAUAAAACCCUACACGUUUUUUUUGUUGAAUUUCUUAAACGUGACCAAAUAUACUCAGUCCAAACUAAACAAAACCAGCAGUAGAGGAAGGUGAAGUGAAGAUGGGCAUUGUAUUUUUGGAUAGGAAUAUGGCUCAUUACUGUUGCUGGGUUUAGGAGUUAAAAACAUUCUUAGUUGUUUCUGAAUUUGCUAAUUAUUUUCUGUUUGUUGAAUAAAAAUUGAGGUCUGGA
This is a messenger RNA of Mugil cephalus (flathead mullet), 5708 nucleotides long. RefSeq names its product neuralized E3 ubiquitin protein ligase 1Ab (gene neurl1ab). Bases 246 to 2147 code for a protein of 633 amino acids. Lineage: Eukaryota; Metazoa; Chordata; Actinopteri; Mugiliformes; Mugilidae. Gene Ontology annotation, biological process: negative regulation of Notch signaling pathway; nervous system development. Gene Ontology annotation, cellular component: postsynaptic density; plasma membrane. The record is from RefSeq and is a predicted model, not a curated record. Gene Ontology annotation, molecular function: ubiquitin protein ligase activity. The transcript has 7 exons.